Messenger RNA from Podospora bellae-mahoneyi, 1512 nucleotides. RefSeq lists its product as uncharacterized. NCBI's taxonomy places the organism in Eukaryota, Fungi, Ascomycota, Sordariomycetes, Sordariales, Podosporaceae. Bases 1 to 1512 code for a protein of 503 amino acids. The record is from RefSeq and is a predicted model, not a curated record. The transcript is spliced from 2 exons.
AUGCAUGUCGCUCACCGGAGCGAGAUUAGCAAAUCUGUCAAACUUGAGCGCUGGCUUCUUGAAUUCCUCGCCUUUACUGGAAUGCAUAACGAUGUCAUGGACUUUGAGCAAAACCAUCGCGACGCUAUAUCCGAGAACUUCAAACUCUGCGAGACAGAUUUCUUGCUUGAUGAAAUACUUGGAAGUGUUUCUUUCCUCCGGACAUCAGACAUAUCGCUGGACAAGCGCGACCGAAACUAUCACUUCAUACACCUGACAUUCCAGGAGUACUUUGCGGCGCGGUAUUUCGUACGGCAGUGGAAAGAGAAACAACCCCUCAAAUGUUUGGCACUCAGAGGUGGAAAAUCAACCGAGAGCAAGCCUGCCACUUUCCUUGAGAAGCACAAAUACGAUACUCGCUACGAUAUCUUCUGGCGCUUUGUCGCAGGAUUAAUAGAUGCCGGUGAGAUGGCCCUCGACUUCUUCCAGAUGAUUGAGAAGGAACCGCGCGAUAUCCUAGGACCUACGCACCAGCGCCUUAUCAUGCAUUGCCUAAGCGAAGUUGAGCGGAAGGAGUCGAAAUUCAUAGAACUUAGGGCAAAACUGGAAAAGCAACUGGAAAAGUGGGUGCUAUUCGAAUGCAACUUGAUGAAAAGUUCCAGGUUAUGCCGCGAAAUGGAGUGUCCAGAAAAUGUUCUGCUCCAUGUAUUAACACAAGCAUCUGAAGGCGAAAAAACGGUUCUUUUCGAAUCACUAUCUGGACGAACAACAGUACCGUUUGGUAUUAUAAAAGUCGUAUCUCCCUGGCUGACCAACCGCACCUCUGCACUCCAAUAUAAGGCUAUCUUGCGUCUGUUAAGAAACUACCAUAAUAACUUACCGGACGAGAUCUUAGAGAACAUCGCAGCACGACUCGAGGAUAAGGACCAGGGCGUCCGGGAGGCAGCAAUUCGGGCGCUUGGUGGCCGCGCCGACCUCCCCGACCAGGUGCUCCAAGUCAUCGUAGCACGACUCGAGCAUAAGGACGGGGGCGUCCGGUCGGCAGUAAUUCGGGCGCUUGGUGGCCGCGCCGACCUCCCCGACCAGGUGCUCCAAGUCAUCGCAGCACGACUCGAGGAUAAGGACCGGGACGUCCGGUUGGCAGCAAUCGAGGCGCUUCUGUGUCAACCAGCGUUAUCGUCAGAUGUCCUUAGCCCAUAUAUCCGAUCCUUUUCCGAGGCUUUACUGCAGACGAGCUUCGUAAAGCAUUUAUACUGGUACGCUUCAGACAGUGGUAUCAUAGGAACCAGUCUUGGACAUGUUUCUUUAACUGGUAAGCAACAUAACCUUAUGGAGGCGGUGAGGAACCUACUGUUAGAGAAGGUCGCCGCCAACGUAAAGGAUGGACAUAUACGGCUGGGUCCAGCAAAUCGCUCCCUUAAUCGGCCCCCAUUCCAUGCCCCCAGCCGGUUACCACUCUUACGAUAUCCCAAGGGUCAGUGUGUACAUCCCCUUUAUCAACAACCCCGCCCCCAACCCCACCGGCGUACAUAG